UAUAUGCAAAAAAUGAGGUACUUUUGGCAGAUUCUUGAACAUUGAAAAUAUGAAAAAACAAAGGAAGUUGGCUGUCUGUUGCUGUUUUGUUUUACCAGUUGUUAGCACUUUCUAGUUGUAAGAAUUGUUUUUGUUUUGUUGUUCUUUUCGGACAGCAAAAGAUAGCUGCUUAGCUUUUAAUACACACACCAAACCAGUGCUUAAUUGCUCACAUGUCAGUGGAAACGGGUUGUUUGUUGUGUUGUGUAAUCAGUAAUGUACAACUGCAAGAACAUGCCAAUCUCUCACUCUCACUUCUGCCAGAAUUAUUCACACAACUUAUUAUUAUUGUUCUUGUUCUCUUAUUCUUUCUACCCCUUUCAUCAGAGGAAAAAGAUUGAUCUUUCUUCCUUCACGCAUGCUUCGUUUCAUGGCACCAACCUCAUUUUUGGGCUUUUUAAGGAACCAAUGUCCUUAUUUCUUGUUUAUUGCUUGCCUCUCACUCUUUCUGUUUGUUGGGUCUCCGUCUUUGAUCUAACCCCUUUUCUUGAAUUUGUCUGAGUGAUUUGAGUCACUGUAAAGGAAGGAUUUCUGGGUCCUCCUCUUCUUUUUCUUUUGCUUGUUUUGAUUCUGUGAUCUACAAUGUCCGCACUGAGACUGAGUUGAGGGGUUUCUUGAGAUUGGUUUCUGUUUUAUGUGGGAUGGAAGUGAUGAUGCUGCAAGUUCUUGGAUUGGUGCUUAAUGUCUGCGCCGUUGUUUGUUCGUUGCUGGUUCAAGGAUCUGCUGUUCCUCCUACCGGAGUAGGAAUACCAGGCCAUAUGUAUAACUUUGAUGUGUUCAUCACUGCUGCGCCUACUCCAGUACCUCAACCCAAUGGUUUGCAGCCUCCAAUCGUGAUGGCUCCAUUCACAUCUGCACCAGUUCCUCAAACACCAAAUGAUCUCCCGUCUUCCACGUCUCCCAGUCCUUUAACAUCACCUCCAAAUCUUUCUGUUCCACUACCAACACCUACUCAGAACUCUGCUCCAUCAAGGCCACCCAUUCCUUCUCCAGAGGGGCCUCAGCAUUCUGACCACCCUCCAUUUACAGCACAAGCUCCGGCAUCUCUCACAUCACCUUCAAGCAGCUCAUCAUCAAGCAAGCAAACGCACCCAAGAAUGCCGGAAUUGAUGCCGCCAAAAUCUCAUCAAACUAAAGCACCUGUUAAUAGUCCUCCUCAAUCUGAAAUUGCCCCAGCACCAAAUCUGCAUGCUCCUAUGGGAAAGCCGGAAUCUCCACCACCCUCUCACUCAGUUUUGGCAGACCAACCACCUUCUCUUCCUCCUGAUGGGUCUACACGUCCAGCAUUGCCCGGAAAUUUUCCACCUGUCACACCAAUUCUAAAUGAACCUCCAGCCAGUCCUCCAGAACGAAAUGCUUCUCCUGUGUUGGCACGUCCUCCAAGCAUAAGUAAGAAAACAGCUGCUACGCCAGUUGCAGCACCGGCAAAUAAAACUGCCCAUCAUUCUGCACCUGUAAGCCAGUCCCCAACCGAAGCUCCUACUGCAAGCAACUCCUUGGGGCACCCUGAUAAUGCUCCCCCUCCUCAUCGAUUUUCAAAGUCAACUCCAGAGUUUCAUUCCCCAAUAAAGCAGCAUCAUGCAAAGGUCUAUAUGAUUACUCCUGCCCCAUUGUCACAUGUGAUUCCUCCAACCACAGGCUCAUCUGCAUCUGCAUCCCCGAUUGCUUCCCCAAUUCCUUCUUCAGAUAAUAAUUAUCCUCCUGUACCAGCUCCACCUCCAGUACCUCCAUCUUGGCAAGCUAAAAUUCCCCCUCUCUCCCCCAAAAAGUUUCCCUCUGGGUCAUCACCAAGAAGUCCCAAAAUGCCGCUGUCGCCUCCGUUGCAAGCACUACCACCUCCACCUCCACAUAAAGAUUGCGCCCCCCUAACAUGCACCGAGCCAUUAACGUAUGGUCCGGCUGAAUCUCUUUGUCUCUGCGUGUUGCCAAUACAAGUGGGCCUCCGCCUAACUGUAGCAUUGUAUACCUUCUUUCCUUUGGUUACGGAACUAGCAGCUGAAAUUGCUGCUGGAGUAUUUAUGAAGCAAAGCCAAGUUCGCAUCAUGGGAGCAAAUGCAGCUGGAGAUAAUCCAGAGAAGACCAUUGUCCUUAUUGAUUUGUUGCCCCUUGGAGAAAAAUUUGAUGAUACUACAGCAUAUUUAACAUUUCAGAGAUUUUGGCAUAAACAAGUGCUUAUCAAAACUUCAUUGUUUGGUGUUUAUGAUGUAUUAUAUGUGCGAUACCCAGGUCUCCCCCCAUCUCCACCUUUACCUCCGUCGACCAUUGGCAUCAUAUCAAGUAAGCCAUAUCCUGGUCAUGACAAUAAUGCAAGGACAAUGCAGCCCCUCGGGGUCGACAUAAGUCAGAAGCAGCAUAACCAUGGGCCUAGCGGAAGCAUACUAGCCACCAUAAUCUUAUCUUGUUUAGUAGGUGUAUUGUUACUGUCUGCUGUCGCAUGGCUUUUGCUCUUCAGAUAUAGACACUGUGGUUUCCAACCAGACCCUACUCCAACCACUAUGAUCGGUUCCCUCGCAAAGUCAUCAGGGAUACCAGUGUCUAUGGUUGGAAGCGGGCCUAGUUCUCCUUCAUUCUCCUUAGGUUCAAGCAUUGCAGCUUAUACGGGCUCUGCAAAGACAUUUAGUUCAAGUGAUAUAGAGAGAGCAACUGAUUUCUUCAACGAGACAAGAAUACUUGGCGAAGGUGGCUUUGGCCGUGUUUUUAGUGGUGUGCUUGAAGAUGGGACUAAAGUUGCAGUGAAGCUACUCAAAAGAUAUGACCAACAAGGUGGUCGUGAAUUCUUGGCUGAAGUUGAGAUGCUCAGCCGACUUCAUCACAGAAAUUUGGUCAAGCUUAUUGGUAUAUGCGUAGAGGAUCGCACACGCUGCUUAGUUUAUGAACUAAUACCAAAUGGUAGCGUAGAAUCUCAUUUACAUGGUAAGAACUUUUGGCUCUUCGGUUACUGCCUGCCACCCCCACUCCCCUGCAAAUACAUGAUAUUCGUCUACUUGUCUUCAGGCUCUGACAAAGAAAGAUCUCCGCUUGACUGGAGUGCUCGGCUAAAGAUUGCACUCGGAGCAGCUAGAGCUCUGGCCUAUCUGCAUGAAGAUUCAAGCCCCCGUGUCAUCCACAGAGACUUCAAGGCCAGCAACAUCUUAUUAGAAGAUGAUUUUACGCCAAAAGUAUCUGAUUUCGGUUUAGCACGUGCCGCAUUGGAUGAGGAGAACAGACAUAUCUCAACCCGCGUCAUGGGAACCUUCGGGUAUGUGGCUCCAGAAUAUGCAAUGACCGGACAUCUUCUCGUGAAAAGUGAUGUUUACAGCUACGGCGUAGUCCUUCUGGAACUCCUCACUGGAAGGAAACCAGUAGACAUGUCUCAGCCACCUGGUCAAGAAAAUUUAGUUUCUUGGGCACGUCCGCUCCUAACAAGUAGGGAAGGUUUGGAGUCGAUCAUUGACCAAUCCUUGGGACCUGAUUUCCCUUAUGAUAGUAUAGCAAAAGUAGCUGCUAUUGCUUCAAUGUGCGUUCAGCCAGAGGUAUCACAGAGGCCGUUUAUGGGUGAGGUGGUUCAGGCCUUAAAACUGGUGUGUAGCGAGAGUGAUGAAACGAAAGAACUGCUGUCUAGAAGUUCUAGCCAUGAGAAUUUGUCUAUAGUUGUGGAAGCUAAGAAUAAUAGAGACUCAGACCAGCUGCCAGCUCCUUUACUAUCUCCAUCGACAGUCUCUGACUAUGAUUAUCAGCUCGACAUUGAGAGAGAUCUUUCUAUGUCUGAGCUAUUGAGUUCCUCUGCAAAAUUCGGCACACAAGACUCUGAGUCUUUUAGGAGGCAUUCUAGCUCGGGACCUUUGAGAACGGCCAGAGCAAAGCCACUAUGGAAGAAGAUGAGACGGUUAUCUGGGGGCAGCGUGAGUGAGCAUGGGGUGCUGUUCAAACUCUGGCCUGGAUCUCAUUAGCAUGGAUGCUUAAAUCUUGCAGUUUUCUGGAUGUUGUUAGUGCAAGAAAACAGUGAAAUAUUGCCAACCGGUAAGAUCGUUCUACACUUAGAGUUGGGAACGCGGAUGAGGUCUAAGCAGGUGAGCACAGUUGCUAGUACACGAGCAUGCUCAGCCGAGAGUUGUUGGGGAAGAUGCUGAAUUGGGCUACCGUUGCCCAGAUUGCAGUAGAAGGUAUGCUUCGACGUACAAUCCCUCUGCUACCUCAAUUUCGCGCAAGUUGUUGAUUGAUUGUAUUCUUUGUGUAAUCUAAAUGUACAGAAAAUAUUGUACCUAUUAUCCAUUUCUAGAAAGGAGGAUAUGCAACUCAUGCAAAGAUGCAUUCCUCAUUGCAAAACUAUUACGUACGCAUAUCUGUAGCGAGAAAUUUUACGAUAUCUACGUAAGUACUUGUGAAACACUGAGUCGGAAUGCCCUAACAUCGUAGGGCAAAAUGCGGAAACUACUAUAUAUGUAUGAUCAAACUAUUUCUGGGUUGUAUUAACUCUCAUUGUCUUCAUCUUUAUUCAAAUACGCGCAAUUGAUUUUA
This is a messenger RNA of Sesamum indicum (sesame), 4536 nucleotides long. RefSeq names its product receptor-like serine/threonine-protein kinase ALE2. The record is from RefSeq and is a predicted model, not a curated record. Gene Ontology annotation, biological process: protein phosphorylation. Lineage: Eukaryota; Viridiplantae; Streptophyta; Magnoliopsida; Lamiales; Pedaliaceae. Gene Ontology annotation, molecular function: protein kinase activity; ATP binding.